Messenger RNA from Hyla sarda, 2081 nucleotides. RefSeq names its product zinc finger protein 436-like. Gene Ontology annotation, molecular function: RNA polymerase II cis-regulatory region sequence-specific DNA binding; DNA-binding transcription repressor activity, RNA polymerase II-specific. The coding region runs from base 180 to 2081 and encodes 633 amino acids. Gene Ontology annotation, cellular component: nucleus. The transcript has 7 exons. Gene Ontology annotation, biological process: negative regulation of transcription by RNA polymerase II. The record is from RefSeq and is a predicted model, not a curated record. Lineage: Eukaryota; Metazoa; Chordata; Amphibia; Anura; Hylidae.
GCAAUCGCGACCGGGCCCCAUAGCCUCUGACCCCGCGUUGCAGUGGGGGUGACACGAGCAGCAGCCUUCUCCGCAUCCUCACACAGCAGCACCACCGAUCUCCAGGAAGGUUUUUCCAAUCCAGAAUCCUCUGCUGAUAUCUUCUAUAUAAGAGAAUUCUCCUGGAUGACCCAUCAACCAUGGAGAGAGACAGCAACAAGAUGGCCGACAGGAUAAUAGACCUCACCCUACAGAUACUCUUCCGGCUUACUGGAGAGGAUUACACAGUAGUGAAGAAGUCCUCUAGUGGGCGCUGUCGGGCCCCUGUGUGUGAAGGAUGGGGAAGAACCCUGAGCCCAAUCCCGGGGCCCCCACCUCACUCCCUGAUACAUGAGGAAAUGGAUGAACAGAAGAUCCUAGAACUGAUCAACAAGAUGAUGGAGCUGCUGACUGGAGAGGUUCCUAUAAGGUGUCAGGACGUGGCGGUGUAUUUCUCCAUGGAGGAGUGGGAGUAUGUAGAAGGACACAAGGAUCAGUACAAGGAUCAGGUGAUGAUGGAGGAUCAGCAGCCCCUCACAUCAGCAGUCAGAUCCAGUAAGAGAACAGCAGCAGAGAGGUGUCCCCGUCCUCUUCUUCCACAGGAUGAUCAGGGUGAAGAUCCGAACAAUAUUAAUGCUCUAGAGACAGAUGUGAGCGGUGAUGAGCAGUAUAAGGAGGACAUUCCUACAGGAAAAGAUCUGAUCUCUAUUAAUGCUACAGACAUAAAGGAAGAAGAAGAAGAGACAGAUGUGAGCUGUGAUGAGCAGUAUAAGGAGGAUAUUCCUACAGAAAAAAAUCUGAUCUAUAUUAAUGCUAAUUAUGCUACAGACAUAAAGGAAGAAGAAAAGACAGAUGUGAGUGGUGAUGAGCAGUAUAAUGAGGGCAUUCCUACAAAGAAAGAUCUGAUCUAUAAUAAUGCUACAGACAUAAAGGAAGAAGAAGAGACAGAUGUGAUCGGUGAUGAGCAGUAUAUGGAGGACAUUCCUAUAGGAAAAGGUCUGAUCUAUAUUAAAGCUACAUAUAUAAAGGAAGAAGAGACAGAUGUGAGCGGUGAUGAGCAGUAUAAGGGGGACAUUCCUACAGGCAACCAUCCAGAUUCUUGUACCAGGAGAUCAGAGGAGAAUCUUAUAUCUUCAGAUUAUAAAGCAGAUGAUGAUAUCACACAAGAUACAUAUGAAGAACAUUCCAUUAUCCCAGAUACACCCUCAGCCCUUCACAGCCAAGAUCUCUCAUCUCAUCCUUUAAAAACGGUCCUAUCAUCUGAUUCAUCACAGCAAAAUAAGGAUAAGCCAUUUUCAUGCUUAGAAUGUGGGAAAUGUUUUACUUUGAAAGCCAGUCUGGUUAAACAUGUAAGAACUCACACAGGAGAGAAGUUAGUUUCAUGUCCAGAAUGUGGGAAAUGUUUUACUCAUGUUUCAGAACUUGUUAUACAUCAAAGAAUUCACACAGGGUACAAGCCAUUUUCAUGUUCAGAAUGUGGAAAAUGUUUUUCUCAGAAAUCAAGUCUUGUUCUACAUCAUAAAGCUCACACAGGAGAGAAGCCGUUUGCAUGUUCAGAAUGUGGGAGAUGUUUUACCCAGAAAUCACAUCUUGCCAAACAUCAAAGAAGUCACACAGGAGAGAAGCCAUUUUCAUGUUCAGAGUGUGGUAAAAAGUUUACUGACAAAUCAAAUGUUGCUCAACAUAAAAAAAUUCAUACAGGAGAGAAGCCAUUUUCAUGUUCAGAAUGUGGGAAAUGUUUUACUCGGAGAUUAUAUCUUGUUAAACAUCAAAGAACUCAUACAGGAGAGAAGCCAUAUUCAUGUUCAGAAUGUGGGAAAUGUUAUAAUGAUAAAUCAAUACUUAUCAGACAUUUAAAAACUCACACAGGAGAGAAGUCCUUUUCAUGUUCAGACUCUGGAAUGUAUUUUGCUCAGAAAUCAGAUCUUGUUAAACAUCAAAUAACUCACACUGGAGAGAAGCCAUUUGCAUGUUCAGAAUGUGGAAUAUGUUUUACCCAGAAACCACAUCUUAUCAAGCAUCUAAGAAUUCACACAGGAGAAAAAGACAAUUCAGAGCAAUAA